AUGUGGUUGGAUUGCACCCUGUAUUACUGCAAGGCCAUGUCGACAUGCCCUGAUAUUUACGCACUUUCCGACACUUCCCCUUGCACCAGUGUGAGACUGCUACCCCACGUCGGCACUCCGGCUCCGACACCAGCUCCGUCGCCGGCGCCAGCUCCGACACCACUUCCGACGCAACCUCUGACACCAGAACCAGCGCCAGCUCCGACACCAUCAGCGGCAGCGCCACCUCCAGCGGGCGGCGCAGGCGCCGGGGCUCGGGCCGCGGGCGACCCCCAUCUGCAGAAGAUCCAUGGCGAGCGGUUCGACCUGAUGAGGGCGGGCGAGCAUGUUCUGAGAAGCAUCCCUCGUGGGGCGGCUGCUGACAGCGUCCUGCUUCGCGCGCAGGCCGAUGCGCGCAAGUUGGGCGGACAAUGCACGGACAUGUACUGCCAAAAGCUCAACGUUACCAGAUCUUGGGCAGAGGCCAAGAAACCGGAGAGUACCAUGGCAGCGUAUCGCAACAUGACGUCAAGAUGCCGGAAUGGGUUGCCUUCGGCGAGGUCGAGUUUCAAGUCGUUAAUGUACGGACGGUGGUUUGCUUUACUUGAGUUUGUACGUGAAGCAUUUGGGCCGAGCGGGAUUCUCAGUCGGAGGUCUUCUGGGCGAAGACGAUCACGAGGACGUGAGCACCGCUCCUGA
Molecule: messenger RNA, 678 nt
Organism: Prorocentrum cordatum
Lineage: Eukaryota; Dinophyceae; Prorocentrales; Prorocentraceae
Source: the annotation of a GenBank genome assembly